AUGACAGUCUCAGCAGAGUUCCUCGCGCGCGUGUACGCAGGAGAGGAGAUCUUCACCAAUGUCCCUGGCACUUUCGCCAAUGAAUCCUACACGUCUCGGCUACCGGGACUUGUCCGCGACUGCGUGGCCAGCAACCGUGAACGGUUCUCCGAGGAGCAGUGCGAACGUCUGCUGCAACUGGCCGACGACAUGAUGAAUGACGCCGUGAUCGCGUUGCUCUCUCAAUAUCCCGAACAAGCUGCCAAGUCUCCUACGAGCGCUCAAUGGGAGAACCUACUCAAGGGUAAGAGCUACACGUGGCAGAACUCGCCGUGGUUCUUGAGCGAACAGUAUAUGUUUCAUCUGGUACUGCUGCUGGCCGAGUACUACACGACGGGCAUCGACCCGUUCCAUCCUUCUAAAGUGGCGGAAUUGAAAGAGGUGACACCUUGGGCGUUGCUUCAGACAGCUGUGGGUUUAUCGGCUCAGGAGGAGGCGAGUUCUCAGAGCCGUCACGACCAGCUGAAGCGGUUCAUGAAGUUGUGUUUGUGGGGCAACAAAGCAGACGGAUGCUACAAGGAAGUGAAGGACACUCUCAGCGAAGCGGGCGCUUCUCUUGUGUUCGACGAUGAGCUGCUGCUUGUAGAUCACAGCGACAAAGUGAUUGAUUUCUUGGGGCAGAAGGCACGUGAGGCAGACGCAAAGUCUCUGAGUGUGCAAUACAUUAACGACAACAGCGGUACUGAGCUUUUGUUGGAUUUGGCCCUGGCAGAUCACUUACUGGCCCAUGGAUGGUGCGGUAAAGUGACGCUCAACGUGAAGGUUGAACCGAUGUACGAGAUGCAGCGCGAUACCUGCUUGCCGGAAGUUCAGGCUCUGGGCAUGCCUACAGACUCGUCUUGCUAA
Molecule: messenger RNA, 885 nt
Organism: Phytophthora infestans T30-4
Lineage: Eukaryota; Oomycota; Peronosporomycetes; Peronosporales; Peronosporaceae
Exons: 3
Coding region: 1-885 (294 amino acids)
Biological process (GO): DNA damage response
Cellular component (GO): nucleus; cytoplasm
Molecular function (GO): phosphatase activity
Source: RefSeq, a predicted model, not a curated record